AUGUCAUUAUUUACUGAUGAAAAUAAUGUAAUAAUUAAUAAUGGUAAAGUUAUGAAAAAAAGGGCUAAGACGGUUGAAGAACGUUAUCAAAAAAAAACUCAAAUUGAACAUAUUUUAUUGCGUCCUGAUACAUAUAUAGGUAGUAUAGAAUAUCAUGAGCAAAGUUUGUGGGUUUGGGAUGAAAUAAAUAAUAAGAUGGUAUAUAAAUUAAUAAAUUAUGUUCCAGGAUUAUAUAAGAUAUUUGAUGAAAUUUUGGUAAAUGCCGCAGAUGUUAAGGCUAGAGAGAUCUCAAUGAUAAAUAAUGAAAGAUGUACCUGUAUAAAAGUUGAUAUUAGUAAGAGUAACAAGAGAAUUAGUAUUUUUAAUGAUGGAGAUGGGAUUCCUGUUGAAAUACAUAAGGAAUAUGGUGUUUAUGUACCAGAACUAAUAUUUGGCCACUUAUUAACAUCAGAUAAUUAUGAUGAUAAUGAAGAUAGAGUCACAGGAGGUAGAAAUGGAUUUGGUGCUAAGUUAACAAAUAUAUUUUCAACUGAAUUUUGUGUUGAGUGUGCUGAUUCAAAUAGCUGUAGGCUAUUUAAGAUGACUUGGUUUGAUAAUAUGUCAAAGAAAACUGAUGCAAUCGUAACUAAUUAUAAUGGGAAGUCUUAUGUUAAGAUAAGUUUUAAACCAGAUCUUGAUAGAUUUGCAAAUAUGAGAGAAUUCGAUGGUGAUAUUCUUUCGCUAUUAUAUAAGCGUGUGUAUGAUAUAGCAGGAACUUCUGGUGUUAAGGUAUACUUAAAUGGUAGUUUGUUACCUAUAAAGGAUUUUAAAUCUUAUACAUUAUUAUAUUUAAAAUCAAAAUAUCUUAAUACUCAUAAUAAUUUAAGUGAAGAGAAAACAAAUAGUAACUCUCCUGAUAAAGAAAAUAAUGAGGGAAUUGUUGAUGAAAAUAGUGAGCAAGCAAUAAAAGUAGCUGCUAGGACAACACGCGCGGGUAGGAAUAUCUUAAAUAAAAAGUAUAAUGAUAAAACUUUGUAUGAUGAAGAUAUUGAUGAUAUUUUUGAUGAUGAUGAUGAAUGGGAAGGUAAUAAUAGAUGGAAACAAGGAAAGAAGAACACAACAAAUAAACUAACGGGAAAAAUGAAGACAACUAAGGCUAGAACUGAUAAUGCAACUAAGCAUAAUUUUUCUUUAUCUUUAAAUGGUAUUAAUGAAUUAGGAAAUAAUGGAACUGGACCUUUAAUUAUUUAUGAAGAUCAUCCAAAGUGGGAAAUUGUUAUUAGUGAAUCUGAUGGGCAAUUUCAACAUGUUUCAUUUGUAAAUUCAAUAUGCACAAUUAGAGGUGGUACCCAUAUAUCAUAUAUAUUAGAUCCUCUAAUUGCAGCAAUAUUAAAAAGGGUCCAAACAAAAAAUAAGGGUGGUAUUGAUAUUAAAAACCAUCAUGUGAAAAGUCAUAUCUGGAUAUUUAUACGUUGUUUAAUAGUUAAUCCAUCGUUUGAUUCGCAAACAAAAGAAACUCUUACUACAAAAGUAGCGAAAUUUGGUUCAACGUGCCAAUUAUCCGAAAAGACAAUUAAUAGUGUUGUUAAGAGUCCAAUAGUUGAAAAUGUUUUAAUGUGGGCUCAAAUGAGACAAAGUAUGGAGUUAAAAAAGAAAAUGAAGACAAACCAAAAGAAUUCAUUAUCAAGUCGUCUACUAGGUAUACCUAAAUUAGAAGACGCAAAUGAAGCUGGGGGUCCAAAUUCAAGAAAAUGUACACUAAUACUGACAGAAGGAGAUUCGGCUAAGACAUCUUGCUUGGCUGGUUUAUCUAUUGUUGGACGUGACUAUUACGGAGUAUUCCCAUUGAAAGGAAAACUUCUAAAUGUUAGAGAAGCCUCUUUUAAACAACAGAUAGGAAAUAUAGAAAUACAGAACAUUUUAAAGAUUUUAGGUAUUAGUAUUGGUACCAAAUAUGAAAAUGGCCCAAUUAAUUUGAGAUAUGGAUCACUAAUGUUAAUGACAGAUCAAGAUCAUGAUGGUAGCCAUAUUAAAGGUUUAAUUAUCAAUUUAAUACAUUAUUACUGGCCUAGUUUAGUUCAUUUUAAUGGAUUUCUUAAACAAUUUGUAACUCCAAUUGUAAAGGCAAAAAAAGGAAAUCAAGAGUUGUCUUUUUUUACAUUAGUUGAAUAUGAUAAGUGGAGAAAAGAAAGUAAUCCUCAUGGAUGGAAGAUUAAAUACUAUAAAGGUUUAGGUACUUCGACAGAUCUUGAAUUUAAAGAGUAUUUUACUAAUAUUGAGAAUCACAGUAUAGAAUUUGACUGGUAUAAUGAUGAAGAUGAUGAAGCUAUUGAUAUGGCAUUUAGUAAGAAAAGAACAGAAGAUAGAAAAAAGUGGAUUGAAUCUUACCAAGAAGGUACAUAUAUUGACUACUCAAUGGAUAAUAUUUGUAGGUCAUUACGAUACAGAGAUUUUAUAGAUAAGGAGUUAGUAUUAUUUAGUAGAUAUGACACAGCAAGGUCUAUUCCAAAUGUUAUCGAUGGAUUAAAGCCUGGACAAAGGAAAGUUCUAUAUUCUGUGUUUAAAAAGAAGCUGAAUAAUGAGAUGAAAGUAGCACAAUUAGCUGGUUAUGUUGCUGAACAUAGUGCAUACCAUCAUGGUGAAGCUUCUUUACAGAGUACUAUUGUAAAUAUGGCGCAAGAUUUUGUUGGAAGUAACAAUUUGAACUUACUUCAACCAUGUGGUCAAUUUGGUAGCAGGAAAGAAGGUGGCAAGGAUGCAAGUGCUGCCCGUUACAUAUUUACAAAAUUAUCUACUUGGACUCGUUAUAUUUUCCCAGAAGCUGAUGAUCCAUUGUUGAUAUAUCUGCAAGAUGAUGGUCAACAAAUUGAGCCUUUAUUCUAUGUACCAAUUAUACCAAUGGUCUUAGUUAACGGUGCUGAUGGUAUUGGUACUGGAUGGAGUUGCUCUGUUCCAAACUAUAACCCUAAGGAUAUCAUUAAUAAUCUGAAAAGAGCCUUAAGGGGUGAUAUAAUGAUGCCGAUGACACCUUGGUAUAGAUCAUUUAAAGGGAAAGUUACUCCAAUUAAACAAAAGAAUAGGAAAAAUCUUAGUAAAAGAAAAAAUUUAACUGUUAAAUUGCAAGAUAAUAACAUUGAUAUUUCCCAUAAUAAUGGUACAGUAAGUCAUACAAUUACUGGUUGUUCACAGUCAGAAUUAGAUGAAGAUCAUGUAAUUUUGACUAUAGAUCCUGAUGAUAAUUUAGAAUUAGGUGCAAACUAUGAAACAUUUGGGAAUUGGUAUAGGAAAGAUGAUGAAACAUUAAUAAUUACAGAAUUACCAGUAAGAAGAUGGACUCAAGAUUAUAAGGAGUGGUUAGAAUCUACAUUAUUACCACCUCUAAAUACUCCAGAAGGUGAUGAUAUAGAUCAUUCAUGGAUAAUGGAUUAUCGUGAUAACUCAUCACAUGAUAGUGUACAUAUUACAAUUCGAAUAAAACCUGAUAAAUUCAUACAGGCUGAAAAUGAGGGUAUCGAGAAGGUAUUUAAGCUUAAGUCUACUUUAUCUACAAGUAACAUGACAUUAUUUGAUAAUAACUCCCAUAUAGUUCGAUAUGAAACUGAAUUAGAUAUUUUGAAGGAGUUUAUCCCGACAAGAUUACAAAUGUAUGAGAAAAGGAAACGAUAUUUAUUAUCUAAGCUAAAUUAUGAGAGAGUGAUCUUGGAACAAAAAAUCUUAUUUUUAAACUUGGUUAUAGAAGAUAGGAUGAAAAUUAGUAACAAGUCGAGAUCUAUCCUAGUUCAAGAAUUAAAAAAAAAUAAUUUAAAGUCUUUAAAGGAUAUACAGCUGUUAACAGAAUGGAAUAAUUUUAAAAAUGUAGUAACUGUAGAUCAAUUGGAAAGUAAUAAUUUAGAUGUUGAUUGUAAUAAUGAACAAAUACCUUGUGUAGAUGAUGAAAUAAAGGAAUUUGAUUACUUAUUAUCACUGCCUCUAUGGAGUCUUACAACGGAAAGAAUGGAGUUAUUAAAGGAUGAACUCAAUAAAAAAAUUGCAGAAUAUAAUAAUCUUAAGAAAACAUCUAUUGAAGAUUUGUGGAAUAAAGAACUAGAUGAAUUAUUGAGCGUAAUUGAAUGUGAAGAAACAAAAAGAGAAGUUAUUGAAAUGGAACAUAAGAAGUUAAUCCAAAAAAGAAGACUUUCUAUUGAUUGGAGUGACAAGAAGAGUAAAGGUAAAGAAAAGAAAAGGAAAAAGAGUAAUUCUACUAAACUAUCAAAAUAUAUAUCUAAGAAAUCAAAUAUAUUUUAUGAUAAUAGCGAUGACUAUUGUGAAGAUAAUAUAGAAGAUUGUUUAAAUGAGGAAACAGACGAAGAUUUUAUUUCAAUUAAAAAGACAAAAUCUAAGACAAAAUCUAAUAAUAACAGUAUCUCACUAAUUGGUGGUUUAAAGAAAAAUGUGGUGAAUAAAUCAGUUUCUAUGGAUAGUAGGCCUAAGUUAGGGAAUACACUUAAAAAUGAAGUAAUCCUAUCAUCAACAACUGAGGGGAUUGAUUCAAAACAAGAUGGGAACUCUUCAAAUUCACUGGAAAGUCUCUCUUUAUUGCAAAGAUUACAACAGAGAUAUGGUUCUUCCAACACUCAAGGACCUAACACAGCAACUACCCUGAAUGAUAUACUUCAUCAAAAUAAACAGAAAAAGAUGACAAUUUACUCUACAAACAAGCCAAUUGAGCUUAAACCUAGCAUAAAUAUAUUAGAUAAUAACAAGAAUACAGAAAGAAAAGAAUCCUUAAGAAUUUCCAGUAGACUAGCCGUAACAAGGAAGACAGCAUCUAAAAAAAAUGUUAAGAUCUUCAGUGAGGACAAGAAUGAAGAUGAGAAUGACAAUGAGGAAGAAGAUGAUGAAGUCAUUCAGAUAGAUGAAGAUGAUUCAGAAAGUGAAUCAUUUGAAGAAGAAGAUGAUAUAAGUGACUUCUCUUAUUAA
Molecule: messenger RNA, 4938 nt
Organism: Cryptosporidium muris RN66
Lineage: Eukaryota; Apicomplexa; Conoidasida; Eucoccidiorida; Cryptosporidiidae
Product: DNA gyrase/topoisomerase IV, A subunit family protein
Exons: 1
Coding region: 1-4938 (1645 amino acids)
Biological process (GO): sister chromatid segregation; DNA topological change; resolution of meiotic recombination intermediates
Cellular component (GO): nucleus
Molecular function (GO): DNA topoisomerase type II (double strand cut, ATP-hydrolyzing) activity; DNA binding; ATP binding
Source: RefSeq, a predicted model, not a curated record